AUGGGGGGCGGCGGGCGGCGCCCCGGGCCUCCCCCCGGACGGCGGGGCGGCGGGCCGAGCGCGGAGGGGCCCCGGAGCCGAAGCAUGGCCGGGACGGGGCUGCGGGGCGGGCUGCUGUGCCUGGGCGCCCUGCUGGCGAUGGGCGCCGGAGCCGUGCCGCGCGGCCGCCUGCUGCCCUUCGGGAGGGGGCGCGGGGAUGGGGCGCUGCCCCACGGCGACGACGAGGGGUCGGGGGCGCUGCGCCUGGCCGCCCCGCUGCCCUUCUACGAGGCCCGCUUCGGGCAGCUCUACGUCGGGACCAACGGGAUCAUUUCCACCCAGGACUUCCCCCGGGAGACCCAGUAUGUGGACGACGAUUUUCCAACGGACUUUCCCGCCAUCGCUCCUUUCCUGGCCGACAUUGACACCAGCUUUGGGAGAGGCCAAAUUUACUACCGCCAGGAUGACACCCAGGAGGUGCUGGAUCAGGCCGCUCAGCUGAUCCGGGCUGGAUUUCCUAGUGCUGCGGGCUUCGUCCCACACCACGUUUUCGUGGCUACCUGGGAGAAUGUGGGGGCAUACGAAGAGGUCACCCGGAACUCGGAGCCCUCCACACAGCGCAACACCUUUCAGGCCAUCUUAGCCUACACCGACUCCGAUGCCUACGCCGUCUUCCUUUACCCCGAAGACGGGAUCCAGUUCUUCGGGACACGGCCAAAAGAGUCGUACAACGUCAAUCUAGAACUCCCAGCCCGGGUGGGCUUCAGCAGAGGGGAUUUCCAGAGGCAGGAAGGCCCCUACUACAGCGCCACCAGCAGCGAGCAGUCCGUCAAGGACCUCUACCAGACGAGCAACUCAGGAAUCCCUGGAGUGUGGGUCUUCCAUAUCGGCAGCAGCUCCCCACUGAAGAACGUGGUUCCGGCCGCAGCGGGCCAGAGACAGUCGUCUUUUGAAGGGCAUUUAUUGAAAACUUCGGAGAGCAGUGUCGUCGACCCAAACAUCCUGGAGGCGGAGUAUCCCGACGCAAAUCUUGAUUACGCCGAGUCCUUCUACAACGGAAACGAAGACGACUUCGAGUACUUGCCCAUUCAGCCCACCGAGCUGGCGCCGAAAACGAGACCCGGCGAUUUGUUAAACCUCGACGGCCGACUUGAUUAUCACGAGCCGAGGCAUUCUGGGGCCAGGCUAGAUUCGGAACUGGAGUCCUUGCUGCUGGACCUGCCGCCCAGCCUCCCCCCACCGUAUCCUGAACUGGAUUCCUUCCUGUUGUUCCCUGAAUACCCAUCCCCACCAUCUUCUGCAUCAGAAGGAAAUGAUGGAACCGCGCCCUUGCCGACGGUGUACGAGAGCCCCAUUGAGGCAGAGACUGCAGUCCUGCUGUACCACCCUGACCGUCAGGAUACGCCAGCCCUGCCGGAAGAAGACGGUGGCGUCCCUUCGGAAACGGAAACCCUUCCUGUCUACCCCGAUGGGGAGGUUGUCCUCGAAAGCUUCCCGGACAAUGCUCCACCUUUUAGCCACAGGAGACGGGUUGUGGGUGUGGAUGAAGACAUCAACUUUAACCCUGAUGUGUUCACGUACAGUGCUGCCAACGUGGAAACCUGCGAGCGCCACCACAGCCAGUGCUCCCAGCAUGCCUUCUGCACGGACUACAGCACUGGAUUCUGCUGCCAUUGCCAGGCCAAGUUCUAUGGGAACGGGAGGCACUGCUUACCAGAAGGUGCUGCCCAUCGCCUCAACGGUAAAGUGAGUGGGAAUCUCCUGGUGGGACAAACCCCCAUCCGGUUCAGUGAUGUUGACCUGCAUGCCUACAUCGUGGGCAACGACGGGCGCGCCUACACCGCCAUCAGCCACAUUCCUCAGCUGGCUGCCCAGGCCCUGAUGCCCUUGGCCCCUAUCGGGGGCCUCUUCGGCUGGCUUUUUGCUCUGGAGAAACCUGGGUAUGAAAACGGCUUCAGCAUCGCUGGUGCUCAAUUCACUCACAAUUUUGAAGUCACUUUCUAUCCGGGAGAGGAAAAGAUUUUUGUCCAGCAAACGGCUGAAGGGUUGGAUGCGGAAAACUACCUCAGCGUUAAGACUGACAUUCAAGGGCAGGUGCCUUCGGUUCCUGGGGAUUCCACAGUCCACAUUGCGCCGUACAAGGAAAUCUACCACUACUCAGACUCAGCUGUGACAUCCACAUCUUACCGGGAGUACUCCCUCACUUCCGGGAGCAUCAACCAAACCUUUUCCUACCGGCUGGUUCAGAAUAUAACGUACCAGAGCUGCCCGCACGUGCGCCACCACAGGGUCUUCCCCACUGCUCAGCAGCUGACGGUGGACCGGAUCUUCGCUUUGUACAAUGAGGAGGAGAGGGUGCUGCGCUAUGCCGUCACCAACCAAAUUGGAUCCCUAUCACGAGAUGAGUCUGGCUCAACCUUGGUGAACCCCUGCUAUGACGGCACUCAUUCAUGUGACACAACGGCACGCUGCCAGGCAGGUUCCGGUCUCGAUUAUGCCUGCGAGUGCACAGCCGGUUACUGGGGAGAUGGAAAGGAAUGCACAGACAUCAACGAGUGUGCUGAAGGCAUCAGCAGGUGCAGCCGAGAGUCGGUGUGCGUGAAUACUGUGGGCAGCUACCGGUGUGAGUGCCCCAGCGGGUUCCAGCUGGCAGCUGACCGUGCCAGUUGCCUAGUCAUAGCGCCGCCAUCCAAUCCUUGCACCGAAGGGACUCACUCCUGUGCCCCUGCGGAUCGGGCACGCUGCGUGCAUCACGGGGGCAGCGCCUUCAGCUGUGAGUGCCUUGCGGGGUACGCUGGUGACGGACGCAACUGCACAGACUUGGAUGAAUGUGCUGAAAGGAGGUGCCACCCAGCAGCCGACUGCUCCAAUUCUCCCGGCUCCUUCUCCUGCCGCUGCCCGGCCGGUUAUGAGGGGGACGGGUUCCAGUGCUCGCCAGGUAUGGCUUCGAGACUGACCCGCUGCGAACACGAGCGACUCUAUUCAAGCCAGCAAGGCUCCCCCAUUCCCGGAGGGCCCCACGUACCUCAGUGCGAUGACCAGGGGAACUACAGGCCACUGCAGUGCCGCAGUAGCACUGGGGAGUGCUGGUGUGUCGAUGAAGAUGGCCGGGAAAUCUCCGGGAGCCGGACACCCCCGGGCGCCUCUCCACCACCCUGCGGGGCUCCAGAGCCGACGCAGAGGCCGCAGACGAUGUGCGAGCGCUGGCGAGAGAGCCUCCUGGAGCAUUACGGCGGCAGCCCCCGCGGCGACCAGUACGUGCCCCAGUGCGACCCUCUGGGCCACUUUAGCCCGCUCCAGUGCCACGGGGACAGUGGCUACUGCUGGUGCGUGGACGAGAAAGGCCACGAGGUCCAAGGCACCCGCUCAGAGCCUGGUGUCCCUCCUCCAUGCCUGCCGAGCGUUGCCCCUCCAACCGUCCGGCCAGCUCCACGACCGGAUGUCGUUCCUCCCUCUGCCGGGACGUUCUUGUUGUACGCACAGGGCCAGCAAAUAGGCUAUUUGCCCCUGAAUGGCACCCGACUUAACAAGGAAGGCGCGAAGACCCUUCUGUCUCUGCAUGGUUCGAUUGUGGUGGGGAUUGACUUUGACUGCAGGGAGAAAAUGCUAUACUGGACGGACGUCGCAGGGCGGACCAUCAGCCGGGCCGGCCUAGAGCAGGGGGCAGAGCCGGAAACAGUGAUCAACACCGGGCUGAUUAGUCCAGAAGGCCUUACCAUUGACCACCUCCGAAGAACCAUGUUUUGGACGGACAGCGGCUUGGAUAAGAUUGAGAGCGCCCGACUGGACGGCUCAGAGCGCCGCGUUCUCUUUGCCACCGACCUCGUCAAUCCUCGUGCCAUCGCGGUGGACCCCAUCCGUGGCAACCUUUACUGGACCGACUGGAAUCGCGAAGCCCCCAAGAUUGAGACGUCCACCGUGACCGGAGAACACAGGCGGAUUUUGGUCAACAAAGACAUCGGGCUGCCCAACGGCUUAACCUUUGACCCCUUUUCCAAAUUGAUUUGUUGGGCCGAUGCAGGAACCAAGAAGCUGGAGUGUGCCCUCCCCGACGGAACAGGAAGGCGUGCCAUUCAGAAUAACCUCAACUACCCCUUCAGCCUUGUGGGCUACGCCGAUCACUUUUACCACACGGACUGGAGAAGGGACGGCGUUAUAGCUGUGAACAAAGACAACGGUGCUUUUACGGGUGAAUAUCUUCCCGAACAGCGGACGCACCUCUACGGGAUAACGACAGUCCACCCGUACUGCCCAGGAGGAAAGAAAUAAGCUACUGGGGGU
Molecule: messenger RNA, 4260 nt
Organism: Euleptes europaea (tarantolino)
Lineage: Eukaryota; Metazoa; Chordata; Lepidosauria; Squamata; Sphaerodactylidae
Gene: NID2
Product: nidogen 2
Exons: 21
Coding region: 1-4248 (1415 amino acids)
Biological process (GO): cell-matrix adhesion
Cellular component (GO): basement membrane
Molecular function (GO): calcium ion binding
Source: RefSeq, a predicted model, not a curated record